Pestalotiopsis fici W106-1 is the source of this 3936-nucleotide messenger RNA. RefSeq lists its product as uncharacterized. Lineage: Eukaryota; Fungi; Ascomycota; Sordariomycetes; Amphisphaeriales; Sporocadaceae. The transcript is spliced from 3 exons. Gene Ontology annotation, molecular function: ATP binding; ABC-type transporter activity; ATP hydrolysis activity. Gene Ontology annotation, biological process: transmembrane transport. Gene Ontology annotation, cellular component: membrane. The record is from RefSeq and is a predicted model, not a curated record. Bases 1 to 3936 code for a protein of 1311 amino acids.
AUGCCACCUCAAAGACGGGUUUCUAGCUUUCUAGAACUGCUCUUCUACGCAAACCCAACAUGGAUCGACUAUGGCCUGAUGCUCUUGGGAACCCUUUGCGCCGUGGGCGCCGGCGUGCCAUUUCCUCUCAUGGGUAUCCUCUACGGUAACCUGGUCGACAAUAUGAACGAUGCCACCUGCGAGGCAGACUCGAGCGGUACCAGUCAGCAGUACAGCGGCGAGAUCAAUCAAAAGGUGCUCCAACUCGUAUACUUGGGAAUUGGGGCAUUUUUCCUCGUCUAUGGUUACCUCCUCUUCUGGAGCUUGGCAAGCCAGCGCUUGUCGCAGCGGAUACAAGCCAAGUACUUUUCCCUCCUCCUUCGCCAGGAUGCCGAGUUCUUUGACCUGCGCAGCGCCGGCGAGAUCUCGUCGCGUCUGAGCGGCGCCAUCCAGGCCAUCCAGGCUGGCACCUCGGAAAAGGUCGGCAUACUCAUAUCGUCAAUGUCCUUUCUCAUCACGGCGUAUGCCAUUGGCUUUGUCAAGUACACCAAGUUGACCGGCAUGCUCACGUACUUGAUACCGUCAAUGCUUGGCAGUUCCUAUCUCUGCAGCUACCUGUCACAAAAGUAUGGAAGCCAAAUGUCUGAUGCCAUUGACGCUGCUUCGUCCACUGCAUCCGAGGCGCUCAAUCAUGUCGCAGUUGUGCAUGCUUUUGGUGCCGAAAGGCCGCUGGGACAAAAGUUUACCGAAAACAUGACCAAGGCCAAGGGAUGGGGCACCAAGAAGAGCAUUUAUGUCGGCGCUCAGUCUGGUUUUCUCUAUCUACUGGCUUUUACGGCGAAUGCAUUGGCUUUCUGGCAGGGAACCAAGGCCAUAGCGGCGUCCUACCAACAAAACGGCGAAGCAGUGUCUGUAGGAGAUGUUUAUACCGUGGUGUUGCUUGUGGUUGAUGCAUGUACCAUGAUUGGGCAGGUUGCACCUCUUUUACCGAUUCUCGCUACUGCCACCACCUCAUUUGUCAAACUCAAGCAGGACAUGGAGAUACUGCCCAAGAUUGAUGUGCCAGGUGAAAAGGGAGCGUGUUUGGAGCCUACCAUUGAUCCCCGGAUGGAAUUUCAAAAUGUCUCUUUCCGUUAUCCAUCGCGACCAGAUGUCGAGGUUCUCAAAAGUGUCAACCUCUCAUUCCCAGCCAAGUCACACACUGCAUGUGUUGGACUGUCGGGCAGUGGCAAGUCGACAGUCGCGGCUCUCCUGUGUCGACUAUACGAUCCGGAACAGGGGCAGAUACUGCUGGCUGGUCACCCCAUUCAGACUCUCGACGUUGCAAACCUCCGAGGCUUCAUCAGCCUGGUACCACAAGAGCCAUCCUUGUUUGACAUGUCCAUCUUGGAAAAUAUCGCUCUGGGUUUGUCAAGCGCCAUCAAACCCGAACUUCGAGAUCUUCGACAGGCACUUUUGGGAUCUUCUCUUGCACGACUCGCCGCAGAUCUUCGUAAAGGAGUGCCCUUUGCUACGGCGUCCGAAGCGUACGGUCCGGAUAUCUCCAAGAUUGCUCGUCUAGUUGUAGAGUCUGCAGAGCUAGCCGAUGUGACGAGUUUUAUACAGCGACAAGAAUUCGGGUAUGGCACAAUUGUUGGCCAGGGAGGCAAGCUCGUCAGUGGUGGCCAGAGACAGCGCAUAGCCCUGGCUCGGGCACUUAUCAAGGAUCCCAGCAUUCUGAUUCUGGACGAAGCGACGGCAGCCCUGGACUCUGCUAGUGAAAGACGCGUCCAGGCUGCUCUGGAUCGCGCAGCCACUGGCAGGACAGUCAUCACCAUCGCUCACCGACUGUCCCUCGUCACUAAUGCGGAUAAUAUUAUCGUGAUGAAGGACGGAGCCGUGAUAGAACAAGGUAAACAUGCCCAACUCAUGGCAGUCGGCGGCCAGUAUGCGCGGCUAGUCAGUCUCCAGAAUCUGGCGACCGAGACUGCUAGGCCUCGUAUGCCGAGGGGUUCCAUCGAGAGCCGAGCAUCAUACGAAAGCUCCACCAUUGAGACACUCUAUACCGAUACAGCCUCCUACAAAGAGAUUACCACAAAGAAGCAAGAAAAUGAAGAGAAGGAAAAAUCUCAGUCCUCUAGCGACGAGGCACCCAAAGGAACCGCCAUUGGCACCAUGGCGCGAAUACUGCGGCCCCAUCUACUAUGGCUCACACUGGCAAUGGUGGCGGCCUUUAUUGUCGGCUGCACUUACGUAGCUUCGGGUAUCAUCUUUGGAAAUACCAUAGGAAUUGCCAGCCCUUGUACGCCAUCAGCAAUCAUCUCGUCCAAGGGCAGAUUCUUUGCCCUCAUGUACGUUAUACUGGCCAUAGCCGAGGGUGCCGCCAAUCUUGGGAGCUGGUCCGCCUUUGGGUACGUGGCUGAGAGCCUAGUCUGUUCUACGCGGGUCAAAAUGUUCCAGUCAUUAUUCAAGCAACCUCUGUCCUGGCACGAGACAGGCAACCGAAACCCGUCGACGCUCCUCUCCCUCAUCACAAAGGACGCCUCUGCGCUGGGUAGCUUGAGCGGUUCCAUCGUGGGGACUUGCAUGGCCGUCAUCGUCAAUGUCAUAGUCUCGCUCAUCGUCUCACACAUUGUGGCCUGGAAGAUUGCAAUCGUCUGCGUGGCUAUAUGUCCAAUCUUCCUUGCGGCCGGAUGGAUGCAGCUGCGAAUACUGUCCAGAUUUGAAAAGAAACAUGACGAUGCCUAUGCCCAAGCAAUCGGCAUCUCCGUGGCCUCGGUCAACUCGAUAAAGACGAUAGCGGCCCUUUCGAUCGAGGAAGAGACCAUUGAAAGAUACAAGCGGAUUCUCAAGGGGCCCAAUAGAGACGUCAUGAAGGCUAGCACGCUGUCCAACUUGUGGCUUGCACUCGGUUUCAGCACGGGGAAUUUCCUUUAUUCGUUUACUUACUGGUGGGGUUCCAACCUCAUCAUCAAGGGAGAAUAUUCACAGACCCAGUUCCUCAUCGUACUGGUCUCUAUACUCGUCGGUGCACAGAUGUGGGGGCAGUUGCUGGUUCUUAUUCCGGAAAUAUCGCGAGCCUGGUCAGCGGCGCGCAGAAUCUUUAAUAUCCUAGAUUUCAAGGACUCGUGGGACACUCCACAAGACAACAUUGAAGCACUAAAUGGGGCACCCAACGGAACUGAUGACGAAAAGCUCGUUGGCUCCAGAACCUCGGCCAACCCAUCUGGUCGCGGAAUGGCCAUCAAGUUCCGAGACGUGUGCUUUUCCUAUCUUGGAAGACCCGACAUUGAAGUUUUGCAUGACGUGUGUUUUGAAGUCACGGCAGGACAAUUCUGCGGACUCGUAGGACCUUCAGGAAGCGGCAAGUCUUCCAUCCUCCGACUCUUGCAGAAGCUCUACGAGCCCACGAGCGGCGGCAUCGAGGUCGACGGCAGGACCAUUACCGAGUCGGACAACAGCGAGUUCCGCCAGGCCGUGUCGCUCGUGCCGCAGGAUUGCGCCCUCUUUGACGGCAGCGUCCGCUUCAACGUGGGCCUCGGCGCCCGGAGGAACCAGACGCUGACGGACCAGGACAUUGAGGAGGCGUGCAGGAUCGCCAAUAUCCACGAGACCAUCAUGGCCCUGCCGCGGGGGUACGAGACCGAGUGCGGCGCCAACGGGACGCACUUUUCGGGCGGCCAGCGCCAGCGCAUCGCCAUUGCGCGCGCCCUGGUGCGCAAGCCGCAGCUGCUGCUCCUCGACGAGAGCUCCAGCGCGCUCGACGCCGAGAGCGAGAGGGCGCUGCAGAUUAGUCUCCGGCGUGCGGCCGAGAGGACCACCGUGAUUGCCGUCGCGCACAGGCUCCAGACUGUCAAGAUGGCCGACGUGAUCUUUGUCGUCGACGAGGGUAGGAUCGCUGGACGGGGCAAACACGAGGAGUUGAUGCAGACCAAUGAGACUUAUAGGGAGAAUGCUUUGCAUCAAAUGCUCAGCUAG